AUGGCGACAUCCAUCCAAGAGAUUUUCGACCCAUCGCACUUUUUGGACUUGACGUCCACGUUGCGCCGAGGCGAUCCAAUUGGGACGAAUCAAAUCGGAACGCGAGCGCAUGCCACGGCGUCGGGCGACCUGCCAAAGGAAGACACUCGCUUUUGGGUCGUUCAACAUGGCAACUGCAUUGUCGCCGUUGCGAUGUGGACAUCCCUCACUGGCAUCUACCUCAGUCCAACGUUCAGUCCAUCGGAUGCCGCCACGUUGGGCAGGAUCGUGUCGGAAGUUGCCAUCAACCAGCUACCACAAGCAAGUGGACCUGCCGCAUCCAUCCAUUCUUUCAACGAAGGCUACUGCAAGGCGCAAAGUCCAGCACUGACGCCCCAAUGGAAGGAAACACUGCUGGUGUACGUGCUGAAAACCCUCAAGUCCAAUCCUGCCAACGGUUCGCUGCUUCAAGCCACGGACGCUGACAGCGACCUUCUCAAAGCAUGGAUUGUGCAAUUCUGUGAUGCGCUGCAUUAUCCCGUUGAGAUGGCCGAGCCAUUCCACAGGCGGAGCAUGGAGCGCAAGUCGCUACACGUGUGGCACGUGGACGGGUCCAUUGUUGGCUUUGUGGGGUACCACCCGCCUGUCGUCCACGACGGCGAGACGAUUUUCCGCAUCGGUCCCGUCUACGUCACGCCUCAAGAGCGGCGCAAGGGCUAUUCCAGCGCCAUGACUGCGGCCCUGAGCCAGUAUUUGCAAGAUGGGUGCCACAUACCGUCGCGCGUGAUGCUCUUUGCCGACGCCAUGAACCCUGCGUCCAACAAGGCGUACCAAAAUGUAGGGUUUGUGCAGCACAGUGAAGUUGGAGUGUACACGUUUGUCAAAUAA
Molecule: messenger RNA, 867 nt
Organism: Aphanomyces invadans
Lineage: Eukaryota; Oomycota; Saprolegniomycetes; Saprolegniales; Verrucalvaceae
Exons: 1
Coding region: 1-867 (288 amino acids)
Molecular function (GO): acyltransferase activity, transferring groups other than amino-acyl groups
Source: RefSeq, a predicted model, not a curated record